Momordica charantia (bitter melon) is the source of this 1177-nucleotide messenger RNA. RefSeq names its product LOB domain-containing protein 38. Gene Ontology annotation, biological process: regulation of gene expression. NCBI's taxonomy places the organism in Eukaryota, Viridiplantae, Streptophyta, Magnoliopsida, Cucurbitales, Cucurbitaceae. The record is from RefSeq and is a predicted model, not a curated record.
ACCCCCACUCCCACUUCCCCAGAUUCCUCUCACCCUCUGUUUCUCUCCCUUUUCAUUUCCAUUCCAUGCGACCCGCCGUCUCGAUUUCAACGACCCACAAUCAGAUUCAGAUAUGAGUUGCAACGGCUGCCGUGUUCUCCGAAAAGGAUGCAGCGAAUCCUGUAUUCUUCGCCCUUGUUUGCAGUGGAUUGACACUUCCGAAGCCCAAGGCCACGCCACCGUCUUCGUCGCUAAGUUCUUCGGCCGCGCCGGCCUUAUGUCCUUCAUCUCCGCCGUCCCUCAAUCUCAAAGACCUUCUCUGUUUCAGUCCUUGUUGUUCGAAGCCUGUGGACGGACGGUUAAUCCGGUGAACGGAGCCGUUGGCCUUCUUUGGACUGGGAACUGGCAUGUCUGUCAGGCGGCGGUGGAGACGGUGCUGCGAGGAGGUACUUUGCGCCCGAUGAACGAGUUUCUCGCCGGAGGAGGAUCUCCGUCCGACGAAACGUCGUCUGAGGCUGAAGUGGCCUGUACCGACAUGUGGAAGCUACGAGAUUCUUAUCCCAAUUCUCGAUUCUCCAAUUCGCGAUCCAGGCUCUCUCCCAAGCGGAAGCGAUCGGAUCAGGAAUCCACGACGAAGCAGCAACUCAACGACCUAGAUCUCCGCUUGACGCCCAUUUUUCCGGCGAAAUCGACCCGGCGGGCGGGAACUCCGUCGAUGAAUUCGGAGGAAUCCGAGACCACCACGUGCUUCGAGAGCGGCCUCGGGGAUCACCAUCAUCAUCAGUAUCCACAACCAGAAGGCGGCCAACGGAAGCUUCUGAAUUUGUUCGUCUAAGAGAGCUGAAUCAAGAAGAAAGAGAUUUCAACACGGUAGCUUGUUUCUGUGAAUCUGAGGUUCAGACCCGCGAAGCCCUGUUGUAAAAUCCAAUCUCCAUAUUUGGCCAUUUUAAAAUUUUUUAUUUUUGUUGUCGUUUUAUCAAGGAAAUCCGGAAUUUUGUCGGGAAGUGAAGAUUCCGGCGAGUUUUUGUAAUACCCACCGGCACAGGAUUUCACUCGUCGGUCGAUGGUAGUAGAGAAGAGGAGUGAGAAAUGAGCGUCUGUCGGUGGUCCCUUGAAUUUUUUGUGGGUUUUUCUUUGGUUUUGUUUUGUAAUUUAGCUGUGACUGUGACUGAAUAAAAAUCCAAUUUGGGGUUUCACU